Messenger RNA from Pelodiscus sinensis (Chinese soft-shelled turtle), 770 nucleotides. The record is from RefSeq and is a predicted model, not a curated record. Lineage: Eukaryota; Metazoa; Chordata; Testudines; Trionychidae.
CAGAGGUUGCUGCUGCCAAGCUGGGGCAUGAGCAGAGCCCCCCACUGGCAGGCUGCACUCCCAGUCCCCAGGUUUCUGGGAGUUCCCUGGCCUCCAGUUAUCAGGGUACCCCGUAUUGGAGUCAGAUGCACCGUGCCACGAGUUCCCCACACUACACUCCGCCCCCCAUGCUCAACCCACUGCGCCAAGGCACAGGGCUGUUUGCUGAGCUGGGUGCCUCGCUGGGUGAUGGCAGCCCUGACCGCCUCCGGCGCCUGGACACCCCGCAGAUAAACGUGGGCCCCGCAUUCCAGCCAGUGCUGCCAGUGCUGCAGGACCCCCACCUGGCCUGGCUGCCCCCGCCCCAAGCUGAACCUGUCUGGAGGCCCUGGCCCAGGCUGGAGCAGGAUGCAGAGACCCAGCGCCAAGGUGAGCGGCAGCACUGGAGAUAUCAGGUGGAGGAGCUAUUUAACAGGCAGACCUCUAUGUCCCUUAUAGUGAGGUGGGGGGAGGGGAGAGGCAGCAGGACAAGCCCACCCCUAUGGCUUCUCUGGGGCUCUGUCGGCAGGAUCCAGUCAACCCUGACUUUUGUGGAAAAAGGGGGUUGUGAGGCAUCUGUGAUAGUGACACAGCCCCUAGCCCGGGUGGUGCAGCAGAUGGUGCCUGAGGGGCUCCCAUCAAGUGGGGAAAGGGUCUCAGGGCCCACGUGGUGGCUGCUGUCUGGGUGCAGCAUGAGGGAUGGUGGAAUCCCAACUGAUGGCUACUGUCUGGGGAAUGGAGGAGUCCUAUGA